This is a messenger RNA of Chroicocephalus ridibundus (black-headed gull), 1028 nucleotides long. It is a transcript of the gene BCAP31, whose product is annotated as B cell receptor associated protein 31. The transcript is spliced from 8 exons. Gene Ontology annotation, cellular component: endoplasmic reticulum membrane; endoplasmic reticulum. Lineage: Eukaryota; Metazoa; Chordata; Aves; Charadriiformes; Laridae. The record is from RefSeq and is a predicted model, not a curated record. Gene Ontology annotation, biological process: endoplasmic reticulum to Golgi vesicle-mediated transport; intracellular protein transport. Bases 100 to 756 code for a protein of 218 amino acids.
CCGCAGAGGCGUGGGCGGGACUUCCGUUCCGGGCUGAGUCCUGCUUCCGGUAGGGGCGGUGGUCGGCGGGGACGGGGCCGCCGCUGCCAGAUAGCCGCCAUGAGCCUGCAGUGGACGGCGGUCGCCACCUUCCUCUACGCCGAGGUCUUCCUCGUCCUCCUGCUCUGCGUCCCCUUCGUCUCGCCGGCCAGAUGGCAGAAGAUCUUCAAGUCGCGCCUGGUGGGCCUGGCCGUGGCUUAUGGCAACACCGUCUUUGUCGUCCUCAUCGUCAUCCUCGUCCUGCUGCUCUUCGACGCCCUGCGGGAAACCCGUAAGUACGACGUGACGGACCGGGUGGCCCUGCAGAGCAGCCCCGGCGCCCUCGAGCAUUUCCACAUGAAACUCUUCCGGGCUCAGCGUAACCUCUACUUGGCCGGCUUCGCCCUCCUCCUCUCCUUCCUCCUGCGCCGCCUGGUCACCCUCAUCUCGCAGCAGGCCGUGCUGGGCGCCUCCAGCGAGGCCUUCCGCAAGCAGGCGGAAGGUGCCAGCCAGGCCGCCCGCCGCUACAUGGAGGACAACGACGUCCUGCGGAAGCAGCUGCAGGAGGCAGGGGGGGACGGGGGAGGCGCGUCCCCCUCCCAGGACGAGAACGAGAAGCUCAAGGCCAAGGUGGAGAAGCUGAAGGAGGAGCUGGCGGCCAGCAAGCGCAGUACGGAGCCGCCCUGGAGAAGGCGGAGAACGAGGUGCAGGCCAUGCGGCGCCAGGCCGAGGGGCUGACGCGGGAGUACGACCGGCUGCUGGACCAGCACGCCCGCCUGCAGGCCGCCCACGAUGGACCCCGUGACAAGAAGGAGGAGUGACGGACCAAGGCCCCCCACUCGCUGGACCACCCCCCCCCCGCCAGGAUCGGGGCCGGGGAAGGUUGGGGGGCGGCGGGGGGGGCGCCAGAACUCGGAAAAGACAUUUUCAGGGACCCCCAACUGCCACCCCUCUCCCCCCUGCCCCCCCCCCCUCCAUCCCACUGUAUUUAGGGUCCCCUCACGCUGUGG